This is a messenger RNA of Leptopilina boulardi, 629 nucleotides long. RefSeq lists its product as uncharacterized. The transcript has 4 exons. Lineage: Eukaryota; Metazoa; Arthropoda; Insecta; Hymenoptera; Figitidae. Bases 102 to 629 code for a protein of 175 amino acids. The record is from RefSeq and is a predicted model, not a curated record.
ACUUCAAACUUUUUAAACUUUUAUAAAAUUAAGAUUUUAAAUACUAAAGUGAAGAGUUUCAUCCCACCAUAGAAGCCUGCGCAAUUUCCUUAAAUGCUGUAAUGGAUAAAGCAGUUCAUCAUUAUAAUAUCGAAAUGACAUCUGAAAAUGCAUUGAAGGAAUUAAUUGUAUCAAUUUAUGAAAACUGGAAUCAUAAAAUAAGUGAAUUUAAUAAAAAUAUUACGACGUCUAAUGCUCAACUUUCCAUAAUCAUCAUACUAUAUUGUACUUUUCUUGAUGAACUUCGACAAUUUUUCUAUCAUUCAACUAUUCCUUAUAAUACAUCAGAAACUUCAAGUUAUAAAUUUAUUAUUUUAUUUCAAUUUACAAAACGUGUUAUCUCUCAAAUUAUUUACAGUGGAUUGAUUAAUUUUUUACAAUAUAACAUUCAAGAUUUAAUAAAUAGUCAUCAAUUUCAAUCUCACGUAGAAUAUCAGCCUGAACUUAAAAUAUUUGUCGUUCAACAUGAAAAUCUUAAAAGAUAUGCAAUUUUAAUUCAGAAGACGUUCAACAAUGUAUUUCAUCAAAAAGUGCUUCAAUUAUCUUAUGAAUUAUGUGUUCAAUUUUUUCUAUUUUUGCCCAGAAGAUGA